CAAUUCGUCAAUUCGUCAUUCCCGCGCUGCGCGUCGAGACGCACGGAUGUUGUCUCGUGUCGUUACAAAACGCGUAGAUUCGAGCCAAUUCAUCUAUUUACGGAUCACGGAAUAAGCUCACUACUUGUUUAUAUUUAUAUUGAAAACAAAUCAUCUGUUUAUUUAGCUGUGUUAAUUUUAUGCAAGUGUUUGAAUCGUUCAAUAAAUCUGCAUCGUUUGCAUUGUAUCAUACAAAAUGAACACAGGAUGGUUGGCAUGGGAAUGCAUUGUGUUCGGGUUGUUUGUGUGUGCGACGUCCUGUGUUCCUCUCUGGAGGAGGAAGAAGGACGCGGCGGCGGGGGGUGACGUAAAGAGGGCUUAUAUAUUCGCUGGAGGGGGCGUCUCUACUCUAUCCAUGAUCCUGUCUGUUGCGAGGGGAACUUUGGGUGUACGGUCUUUUCUAGGUUUUCCAUCCGAGCUGGUGUACUAUGGCUCAGCGAUGUGGGAGACCCUGUAUGGAAUGGUCCUGGCCUUCCCUCUGGUCUGCUGGGUCUUCAUACCAGUUUACUACAGACUUAAUACUAACUCCGUUUAUGAGUAUCUUCAGAUGAGAUUCGGAUCAAUCUGGGUACGACGCCUGGCAGCUGCUACUUUCCUAUUACGGCAGACCUUAAAUCUAGCAGUUACGGUGUACACUCCAAGUGUAGCCCUACAUGCGGUACUUGCUUUACCGCACUGGGCGUCAGCAGCUGCGUUGACUGGUGUAGCCAUUGUGUUUAACUUGCUUGGUGGUUUGGCGGCUGCUAUCAGGGCUGAUGUUAUACAAACACUGACUAUGGUACUGGUGAGCGCCGCCUUCAUCAUCCAAGCGACUGUAAAGGCUGGCGGGCCGCAGCAAGUCUUCACUGAUAAUGUAGAAGGAAACAGACUAAAGUUCUUUAAUUUCACAUUCGACCCAGCGGUACGAGUGGACACGAUGUCAGCUUUGAUUGGCCAACUCUUCAUGUCAGUUUCAAUAUAUGGCUGUCAACAGACCUUUGUACAAAGAUAUUGUUCUAUGUCCAGUGAAGCAAGGGUUAAAAGGACGUUACUUGCUAAUGUACCAGCUGUGUUCGUACUAUUCAGUUUAUCUUGGGUAGUCGGAAUGGCGUUAUAUGCUGUAUAUAAAUACUGUGAUCCGCUAAUGUCUGGUAGAAUUGUGGCUCCAGACGAAGUCCUGCCGUUUUAUGUCCAAGAUCAAUUUACUUUCCUCCCUGGAAUGUUGGGACUGUUCUUGGGCAGUUUAUUUAAUGGUGCUUUGAGUUUCCUCGUAUCGAACGUGAACUCGCUGUCCACUGUGACCUGGGAAGACUUCGUGUCCGCUGCUCCGGCGUUUAAAGGAAUUAGCGAUAAGCAGCAGUUGACGAUCAUCAAAAUUAUUGGUAUUAUUUACUCCUUAACAAUCAUGUGCCUAUCUCUAUCCGUGGGUCUUGUGGGGGGGGUCGUAGAGGGCUCUCUUCUGGUAACUUCUGCGACUUCUGGAGCUCUUCUGGGCGUUUUUCUUCUGGCAGCCAUAUUUCCAGUUGCUAAUGGCAAAGGAGCGUUAAGUGGCAUGUUAAUGGCACAUUUUAUCACCGCGUGGAUGGCAACUGGAAGACUUUUGUAUGUUAAUGACAAUGUUGCCAUGUUGCCUUUGUCUGUUGAGAAAUGUCGAAACGCAACGUUAAGCGCGAUAAGCCCGAAAGCGUUACCAGUUAAUCUCAACAAAACGUUAGCUCAGAUCGUCCCCAUGCUACAAGAACUAGACCCAACAGACGCGCCUCACAGACACAGACAUGAAGAGUCAGUAAUAUUCACAGCGCUAAUGAAAAUGUACUCAGUGUCAUACAUGUGGUACGCCGUCAUUGGAACAAUAACGUGCGUCGUAGUUGGAAUAUUAGUAGGCUUUUUUACUGCAAACGAAAACGAUGCGUUCGAUGAAAGACUAUUACAUCCAUUUGUGGCCAAAAUAGCCAGAAGACUACCGGGGAGAAAACGCACCUUCACAACAGAGGCGGAGGAAAAAGUUCCAAAUGAAAAGUCAUCGAACUCGACUGAGGAAACGAUUGUCGAAACAGAGGAAAAACCGCCGAUCGAGCAUAUAGUAAAUGGGAGUAUGAUAUUUGAUUCAUAUGAAAAUUUACCGGCGAGGACGAGACUUUGAAAUACAAAGCAGGUUUUAAUGUAGGUAUUUAAAUAUUUGAUGCUGACCAAAAAUUAGAAUACGGUCAAAAAUUAUGCUGAAUUUGAUGAUUUUUUUAAAAAGUCAGUUUGUUUUUUUUUUAAAUUGUAAAGUAAUUUAUUGCCAAGAUGAUUUGUAGGUUAGACGUGACUGCACGAAAGUAACAAAACUGUAAGAUUGUUGAUAAUGUUCUUUAUCAACAAAAGUACGGGUUACAAUUUUCUGUCAGAAGUAGGACUUACUUAAUUUGAAGACGCUGUAACGAAUUUUGCUUUUAAAAAUUAUCCUAAUCGAGAUUUGGAGUAAGAGGACAUAUAAGAAAUUAGUAUUCUAUCAACAAUGAUAUUCUUAAACACCACUUACAUUAACUAAAAAUUAAUUAUAAUCAACCAUACUAUUUGAUUUCAUAAUUUAAAAAUUUAAGCAGUAAAAUAAGUUAUCAUAAAUAGGAAAUAUUAUCGAAUUUUUAACUCAGGCCUCCUUACAAUAAGGGGCCUUCAAAUAGGCCCCUAGACAAAAGGGGCCUGUUGUAUUACGCCAUAAAUUUGAUAUUGUUGUGAUAGUAGAGUAGCUUGUAAAUAUAUAGACUAAGUAAUCCGAAUUUAA
Melitaea cinxia (Glanville fritillary) is the source of this 2785-nucleotide messenger RNA. Its product is annotated as sodium-coupled monocarboxylate transporter 1. Gene Ontology annotation, biological process: sodium ion transport; transmembrane transport. NCBI's taxonomy places the organism in Eukaryota, Metazoa, Arthropoda, Insecta, Lepidoptera, Nymphalidae. The coding region runs from base 236 to 2161 and encodes 641 amino acids. Gene Ontology annotation, molecular function: symporter activity. The record is from RefSeq and is a predicted model, not a curated record. Gene Ontology annotation, cellular component: membrane. The transcript has 11 exons.